Messenger RNA from Plectropomus leopardus (leopard coralgrouper), 2651 nucleotides. The record is from RefSeq and is a predicted model, not a curated record. Lineage: Eukaryota; Metazoa; Chordata; Actinopteri; Perciformes; Serranidae.
AUGCGAGGCCAGCGUGUGGCGGAGAGCGCGUGCAGGUGCUGGAACCCGGCCGUCUGGCUGCUGGUGUCCCUGCUGGGGUCCAUCGUCUUGGUGGCCGUCAGCGUGCUGCUGCGACUCGGAGACAUGAAAAUCAGCAGACGGGCUCUAACUCCCACGGUUGGCCCGGGGGCAGCGCCGACUCCCAACACGCACACAGGCAUCGGUCUUUUUAGCCGGCAGCGAGGCUCUUCACCGCCUCCCUGCUUCUCCACAGGCACCCAGCGAGCCAGCCCGCUGCCUCCCAUCUUCCUGAUUGUGAACGCUGCCAAUUAUGUUAAAAAGGGCAACUGGCCAAGUAGGAAGUACCCAGGUCUCUGCCAAAACGCUCCCCGUGAGUCUUCACCUAAUCUCAUUACAUCCCAUUACUGCCGAGCCAGAGCACAAUGUGGAGAUGGUGUGAAUGCGGCUCGGUGUAUUAAAGAGGCCACGCGCUGUCAAGUCCUCAGACGUUACUCCCUGAUGAGAAUCUGCAGGAUGGCACAGGACAGACGCUGCUUCGCUGUCGCUGUCCUGCACGUUCAGGCUGGCCGAGUUAUCGCUGUCAGUGAAUACAGUCUCACAGAGGCAGGUCUGUGGUACACAGAAGAAGAGAUUCGACAGAAAGUGAGCACGUUCAGACAGAUGCUGAUGGACAAAGAGGGCGUCAUCACCAGAGAGGGCUCACACACACAACCUGUGGUCAACCACCUGCACUAUCAGCCUGACGGGUAUGAAGAGGACCCUGAACUGGUUGCCUAUGAAGACGGAGGCUAUGACCACGACUACCACAGCGACAACCGAGUGAAGAGGAAAUCAAGCAGCUCUCCAUCCCCGCGUCCAAAGAAAAGGAAGAAGAAGAAAUCUGGCCGCCAGAAGGAGAGGUUCGGCAGCUCGUCGCCAACUCACAGAGAGAAGAAGAAAAAGAGCGGGAAGAAACACAAGAGAGACAGAUCUGCAUCCGGCUCCAGGAAAAAGAGGAGAUACAGAUCUGGCAGCCCAAAGAACAAACACAAAGACAAGAACAAACAGAAGAAGAGGUCCCCUGGUGAGACCCCCGGCAGGAGUUCCCAGCGUCAAGGCAGCUGCUGCAGCUCCCGCAGCGCCUCCCUGUCCUCCACACGAAGCACCUCCAAAUCUCCUGCCAGACUGAACUCCAAGCACAAGACGGAUGGACAGAAGGCGUCCGGCACCUCGCUGUCCCCGGGCACCAACACUCCCGCCGCCUGGCACAACGGCGACCAUACCCAGCAGCGGAGCCGCAACGGCAAGGCCGGCAGACUCAACCACGGCGAGGGCGAGAAAGGGCACGAUAAGCUCCGUCUGCUGACCGCGAGCUCUGCAGGCGUCCAGUCCGCCCUGCUGAGAGAGCACAGGCUCCACAGCGCCCCCAGCAGGAGCCAGGCAGGACAGAUGUGCGCGGCGGGAGAGGCUGGGAGUGUGGACGGCAGGAGCGCAGCUGUAGGGAACUCCGUAACCCAGACAUCAGGGAGGAGAGGGAGCCAGAGAGGCCAGAAUAAGACCUCCCACUCCCCCGCUCACAGCAGCGACUCGGCCCACUCCCAGCACAACCACACCCACAGAGGGAGGAGCUCUCGGCAUCAGAGAAAGACAAAAGGGGGCCACUCUUCCAAGCGUCACCACCGCUCGAGUCGGGGCCAGGCACACCACCGGAGCCCGUCUGCAUCUCCGGGACGCCACCCGCACACGUCGGGCAGGAAGAAGGAGGAGUCUCGGAGCAGACCCGACGUCCGGCAGCGCAGCAGCUCCUGGAGCAGCGGACACUCGUCCUCACGCUCCGCCUCCAGAGACAGAGGCCCCAGCAAGGCCAAGUCCCCGCACAACAGACAGAACAACUCCAGAGAGAGGGACAGCCCCAACCGCUCGGACACCGACAGCCGAGCUCGCCGCCGCUCACGCAGCUACUCGCCCAUUCGCAAACGAAGAAGAGAUUCACCGAGCUUCAUGGAGGCUCGCAGGAUCACCAGCGCUCGGAAGCGUCCGAUCCCGUACUACCGGCCCAGUCCUUCGUCGUCCAGCUACGACAGCAGCCCGUCGCGGUCCAGCCGCAGCCGUAGCCGCAGCUACAGCAGCUACAGCCGCAGCAGGAGCCACAGCCGGAGCCACAACCGGAGCCACAGCAGGAGCCGGAGCCGAAGCCGGAGCUGGAGCCGGAGCCGCAGCCAGAGCCGGAGCUGGAGCCGCAGCCGGAGUCGCUCCCGCAGCAAACACAGCUACUACAGCCGCAGCAGCUACGACAGCCCCGGCUUCUGAGCGCUCGACAAACGAGAGGAGGAGAAGUUAAAUUUACUGGUUCGGUUUUAAUCUCUAACAAGCCCUCCGCAGACUGCUGUCAAAUCCAGGGCCCCAAACUCCUCCUCGGCCCCGUCCUCUCUCCCUCAGACAGAGCCCGGAUCAAAGAGGAGAAACGUCUUUUCAUAUAGCACACUAAGUAUGAAAUUGGCCGUCACUGCUCACAUCUAAACAAAGUAUUAACGGAAAAGGGUCGCCACGUGUCCGAAAUUAACCCUUUAAAACCUGGGUCCUCAUCACUUUUCUCGUGCAGCUCUCAGACGCCUCUUCGAGUAAUUUAACCUUUAAAAUCGAAACAAGUUGGUUUGAUUUCGCUCAGAAAC